UUCAACUGUAAACCCAAAUCUCCGUGUCUCUCUCUCACACACACACACAGUCUCUCUCUACAUUCAGAUACAAGCACUGUGAGAAUUUGGGUUUUGAUGCAGAGAUGGGUAUAAACUCAAACAGAGUGGAACACUUCUCAGGCCAUGCAAGCCACGAACCCAAUGCCACACUAAUCCCAACACAAGUGCUACUGCCACCACUGGAACUACACCAAGUUUGUUUGCCACCACACACUACCACUCUUCAGAGACUCAAACACAGACUCUCUGAGAUUUUCUUCCCAGAUGACCCACUCCACAGAUUCAAGGACCAAACAUUCCUCAAGAAAUUGUUUUUGGGUCUUCAGUUUUUCUUUCCUGUUUUUCAAUGGGGACCUAAUUAUAAUCUUACCCUUUUGAAGUCUGACAUCAUCUCUGGUCUCACCAUUGCCAGCCUUGCCAUCCCCCAGGGAAUUAGUUAUGCCAAGCUAGCUAAUCUGCCACCUAUAAUUGGACUUUAUUCAAGCUUUGUGCCGCCAUUGAUAUAUUCUGUGCUUGGGAGUUCUAGACAUCUUGGCGUCGGUCCAGUCUCUAUAGCAUCUCUUGUCAUGGGCACGAUGCUGAGCGAAACAGUUUCUUACGCUGAAGAGCCUAUUCUCUAUCUUCAACUGGCUUUCACUGCUACCUUCUUUGCUGGUUUAUUUCAAGCUUCUUUGGGUAUCCUAAGGUUAGGGUUUGUUAUUGAUUUUCUGUCCAAGGCAACUCUUGUUGGGUUCAUGGCUGGUGCAGCAGUCAUAGUAUCAUUGCAGCAGUUAAAAGGUCUACUUGGGAUUGUUCACUUCACUACCAAGAUGCAAAUCAUUCCUGUGAUAUCCUCUGUUUUCAGGCAGAAAGAUGAGUGGUCUUGGCAAACAAUGGUAAUGGGUUUCAGUUUUCUAGUGUUUUUGUUAUCAACAAGGCAAAUUAGCAUGAAGAGGCCAAAACUUUUCUGGAUUUCAGCAGCUGCCCCAUUGACAUCAGUCAUUCUCUCAACCCUUCUGAUCGCCCUACUCAGAUCAAAGGUUCAAGGGAUUUCCAUUAUUGGGCAGUUGCCAAAGGGUCUGAAUCCAACUUCAUCAAACUUGCUAUAUUUUCAUGGCCCUUAUCUAUCUCUUGCUAUCAAAACUGGCCUAGUAACUGGAGUCUUAUCUCUCACAGAAGGAAUUGCAGUAGGGAGAACAUUUGCUGCUCUGCAAAACUACCAAGUUGAUGGUAACAAAGAAAUGAUGGCUAUAGGUCUUAUGAACAUGGCUGGUUCUUGCUCUUCGUGCUAUGUUACCACGGGAUCAUUUUCGCGAUCUGCUGUGAACUACAACGCGGGAGCAAAAACAGUUGUUUCAAACAUAAUAUUGGCAGCAGCAGUGCUCGUGACUCUCUUGUUCCUAAUGCCACUGUUCUAUUACACUCCUAAUCUCAUCUUGGCCGCGAUAAUCAUCACUGCUGUGAUCGGACUUAUUGAUUACCAGGCUGCAUACAAGCUGUGGAAAGUCGACAAGCUUGAUUUUUUGGCUGCCUUGUGUUCAUUUCUUGGUGUUCUGUUCAUUUCAGUCCCACUAGGCCUUGCCAUUGCAGUCGGAGUUUCGGUUUUCAAGAUUCUCUUGCAUGUCACCAGGCCAAACACUGUCGUCUUAGGGAACAUUCCUGGAACACAUAUAUACCAAAAUCUAAACAGAUACAAAGAAGCCCUAAGAGUGCCUUCAUUUCUUAUACUAGCGGUUGAGUCUCCCAUCUACUUUGCCAAUUCCACAUAUCUACAAGAAAGGAUACUAAGAUGGGUUAGGGAGGAGGAAGAGAGGAUUAACGAAAAAAAUGAAACUACGAUGAAGUACAUAAUCUUGGACAUGACCGCUGUGACAGCCAUAGACACGAGUGGAAUUGACACACUAUGUGAACUCAGGAAAAUGCUGGACACAAAAUCACUUCAGCUUGUGCUGGUAAAUCCUGUUGGAAAUGUGAUGGACAAGCUUCAUAAGUCAAAAAUCUUGGAGUCUUUCAGGUUGAGUGGACUCUACAUGACAGUGGGAGAAGCUGUGACAGACGUAUCGUCACACUGGAUGGCUGAGCCCUAAUUGCAAACAGAAACAGAAAAAAAAAAAAAAAAAAAAAAAAAUCAUUGCCAUAGAGAAAAGAUACCAAGAAUGGAGUGGCAUUUUGAUACCUUUGUAGUCUAGGUUGAGAAAGUUUUAAGGGGAAGAGAAUUUCUUUUUAUUUUCUUUUUCUUUUUCACUCUUUGCGAGAUGUUCUUAGGCAACAAAACAUUCACCUACUGUUUCGUAAACCAAUGAAUGCUAAAAUCUUCUAAGAAGAGAUUCGGGCCUAUGUGGAAUGACUUUUCAAAACCUGCUUUUGGUUUGGGAGUCACGAAAAAUUGUUCUGUACAUCUGAGAAACAAGAUUAAACCAAACUGUCCAAGUCUAAACCAAUCGAAUCACGCUGAAUUUAGCAUAGUUGAACUUGAUGGUGCUUGUUGGAUCUUGUACGCACAAGAUGAGAUGCUUUAAGAUCUUGGUUAGAGGAGCUGUGUGUGUUUGUGCGUGUUAGUUAUUGCAUCACCUCCCUCUAGUUGAGUAAUUUGAACUAAGCAUACACGAUACUACAGAACAGGACU
This is a messenger RNA of Cornus florida, 2626 nucleotides long. RefSeq names its product probable sulfate transporter 3.4. Gene Ontology annotation, cellular component: membrane. Gene Ontology annotation, molecular function: secondary active sulfate transmembrane transporter activity. The coding region runs from base 105 to 2087 and encodes 660 amino acids. The transcript is spliced from 13 exons. NCBI's taxonomy places the organism in Eukaryota, Viridiplantae, Streptophyta, Magnoliopsida, Cornales, Cornaceae. The record is from RefSeq and is a predicted model, not a curated record. Gene Ontology annotation, biological process: transmembrane transport.